AUGAGAGCCUAUCUUUCCUGUCUUUUGAUGUUAAUAAUAAAGAAUCAUUACGACACAAAGUUCUGUAAUUUCUAUGUGGAAAACGAGAAACUAAAUGCUGUUCCCAUCAGCAUGGCAUCGCCACAAAACAUCUCAGUGGACCAGAUGAGGCAGAUUUUGACUGAAGUUCUUGAUGCCUUGGAGUCUCCUGACUACGCCUCUAAGCUCGACGAAGCCAAGGAAGCCGCAGGCAAUGAGAUGCUCAAAAUGAUGCAGAUAGUCUUCCCGAUGGUUGUACAAAUUGAGAUGGAGACUAUUAAACAUCAUGGUUUCCCUAAUUCUAGAGAAGGUAUUGUCCAGUUCACUCAACUAGUUCGUGAGAUGGAGAGUCUCGAUGGAUCCAUAUUACAGGAGGCUGCCGGCUGCUGGAUGUGCAGCAAGCAAUGA
Messenger RNA from Arctia plantaginis, 426 nucleotides. Lineage: Eukaryota; Metazoa; Arthropoda; Insecta; Lepidoptera; Erebidae. The record is from the annotation of a GenBank genome assembly.